UGCGGGCGGCCAUGGCGGAGCGGCGGAGCGGCGCGGCCGAGGGCCUGGCCCGGCUGGCCGAGUGGGCGGACGCGCACCUCAGCCUGCUGCGGAGCCUGAGCGCCGGGAUGGCGGUGGCCGGGGUGCUGGUGCUGGCCCGCAGCGUCCGCAUGGCCUCUGCCGCUUGCCGCAGCCCUGGCCCCGCUCCGCUGCUGCCGCCCGAGCUGCUCGCCGCGCAUCCAAGUAACGCCGAAACAGAGGAGGGCUCCUGGCACCAGCAGGCUGCGGCCAGAGCAGCAGGCAAGACAGCAAAGUUCACAAGUGCUCUGGAUAUACCUGCGGAGUUUGUCACAAGGAAUGUGAAGCUGAGGGGGAGAUUGCAUCGCAUCACGGAGAGAGGCCUGGAGGUUGAACACAUUCCCAUCAGCAUCCCUCUCCUCACCUCCAUACAGAGGAGAUGGCAAUCCAAAGGUCUUCUGCUGGUGAGGCUUGCUGGAGUGGAGUUGGCUCCCAGUGGCAUGGCCUGGUUACAGCAGGAGCUGAAACCCAAACAGAUGAUCUGGUUCCAGCUUCUGGGAAGGGAGGAGCUGGCACUGGAGUGCCUUGUAUUAGUAAAUAAGGGCAGGUUCCUCAGCGUGUGCUUAAAUGAAGAGAUCCUGAGGCAAGGGCUUGGCAGGACAGUGCCUAUUGAAGGGCUGCCUCACGACUCCCAGCUCUACUGGAAGCUUCACAGAAGGCUCCUUCGAGCAGAGUUGAAGGCCUUGAAGAAACAUAAAGGAAUAUGGCAAGAAGAAAAAAGCUACUUUGAAAGAAUUCGAGAGCAGAUCAGCAGCAAUAAAGUGGUGCAGACCCUGAAAGGGUUUGUGGGCUGGCUCAGAAGCUCAGUGAGAAGGUGAGAGGGGAGGCUUGGGGGGAGAAGUGCUAAUUGUUUAUGACACAUGCUUUAGCUCAAGAAGAAGGCUAUGGUCAGAACCACUGCCCUGAUUUGGAAGGUCCCUGUCUGGAGCAGAAACCACAGGAAGUUUCCUAAUGCCACACUGAAGUCCAUAUGGGGCUGGAUUUUGAUAGUCAUACUAAAGCCAGGGGUUAAAAUGUUCUGAAGCCAAACUUAUCCACAGUGAUAUCCUAAACUGGUUGUCCAGUUUGGCUCUGGUGAGAGCAGAGGGCAGUCCAGUCCUGGAGAGAGCUGCAGGGUGUUAGCUCACUGCCCUGAAUGCUUCUCUGCUACAGCUUACUGCACUCACUUCAUUUCUGGGGCUGGUGGGAAUGUGUUUGCUCAGGAGCAGUUUUUGCUUGGACUCCAUUCUUAGGCCUCUUGUGUGGAUAAUUUGUGGGUUAAAACAAAAUCUUUCAGUUUGAAUAAUGGCUUGCAUUGUUAGUGGUCUAAAAGGUAAUUUGUCAUGGCUGAGCUGAAGAAGCUUGCUAAGGUCACAACAACUAAAUGUUCUUGGGAGAAAAAAGUCACUUGGUGGAUCAAAGGAUAGAAAUAAACUCCACAGGCACCCAAGCUUUUGGGACAGCAUUCAGUGGAAGAGGGAAAAGUUCAGCUUUUUUUGGUUUUACUUCCCCUUUCUGGUUCUGGAGAUACCUAAAACUAGCUGCAAAUGAGAUGAAAUUUCCAAAGAGAGGCCACACCACCCUGUGCCAAUAAAUCCUGGGUUUAUUUUUGCAACCACUGUUAAGUAUUAUUUAUUUUGUAGCUCGAAUAAAGAGUGGAUUUCUCA
Pogoniulus pusillus (Red-fronted tinkerbird) is the source of this 1703-nucleotide messenger RNA. It is a transcript of the gene MISO1, whose product is annotated as chromosome 26 C3orf33 homolog. The record is from RefSeq and is a predicted model, not a curated record. Lineage: Eukaryota; Metazoa; Chordata; Aves; Piciformes; Lybiidae. The transcript is spliced from 6 exons. The coding region runs from base 12 to 875 and encodes 287 amino acids.